GCACUGACACACCCACGCCGUCACAGCUCUGCAAGCUUUUUCCAAACCCUUGCAAAGAAGGGCGGCAGAGCUGUAGCCAGCCCACGUGACUGGGAAGGCUCCGGCCGUGACGGGAUGGGGGAACUAUGCCUGGGGCCAGCGCAGGGCCUGGCGGCGGCGCUGCAGCCACAGGAGGCGGGGACGCGAGCACCACAGAGCGCUUCUCAGUCCGUCUGGAGGCCGCUGGACGCAGCUGGGCACGGAGGGUGACCACGAUGAUCCCCUGGGUGCUGCUGGCCUGUGCCCUCCCCUGUGCCGCGGACCCGAUGCUUGCUGCCCUCACUCGCAGAGAGUUCCAGAAGGGCUCCCCUCAACUGGUCUGCAGCCUGCCUGGCCCCCAGGGACCCCCAGGCCCUCCAGGAGCCCCAGGGCCCUCAGGAACGGUGGGAAGAAUGGGUUUUCCUGGCAAAGAUGGCCAGGAUGGCCAAGACGGGGACCGGGGUGACAUCGGUGAGGAAGGUCCACCUGGCCGGACAGGUAACCGGGGAAAGCAAGGACCAAAGGGCAAGGCUGGGGCCGUUGGUCUGGCCGGCCCUCGUGGUCCCAAGGGGGUCAGUGGGACCCCUGGCAAACACGGCACACCAGGCAAGAAGGGGCCCAAGGGCAAGAAGGGGGAGCCAGGCCUGCCGGGCCCCUGCAGCUGUGGCAAUGCCCGGGCCAAGUCGGCUUUCUCAGUGGCAGUGACCAAGAGCUACCCUCGGGAGAGAAUGCCCAUCAAGUUUGACAAGAUCCUGAUGAAUGAGGGCGGCCACUACAACUCGUCCAGUGGCAAGUUCAUCUGCGGCGUGCCCGGGGUCUACUACUUCACCUACGACAUCACACUGGCCAACAAGCACCUGGCCAUCGGCCUCGUGCACAACGGCCAGUACCGCAUACGGACCUUUGACGCCAACACCGGCAACCACGACGUGGCCUCCGGCUCCACCAUCCUGGCCCUCAAGCAGGGCGAUGAGGUGUGGCUGCAGAUCUUCUACUCGGAGCAGAAUGGGCUCUUCUACGACCCCUACUGGACUGACAGCCUCUUCACAGGCUUCCUCAUCUACGCCGACCAGGACAACCGCAAUGAGCUAUAGACUGGCCCAUGGGCCCUCCGGGCAGGGACCAGACUUCUAGACUUGCACUUACAGAGCAAGACCCUGAAACUGUCGCUGGGGCUGAGUCUCAGAAGCUUCCACCCUCAGGCUAACCUCCUUUGCUGCUUUAAAUUUUUUUUCCCAUCAA
Fukomys damarensis (Damara mole-rat) is the source of this 1260-nucleotide messenger RNA. RefSeq names its product C1q and TNF related 2 (gene C1qtnf2). The record is from RefSeq and is a predicted model, not a curated record. The coding region runs from base 126 to 1112 and encodes 328 amino acids. Gene Ontology annotation, molecular function: protein binding. NCBI's taxonomy places the organism in Eukaryota, Metazoa, Chordata, Mammalia, Rodentia, Bathyergidae. The transcript is spliced from 3 exons.